AUGACGCGGGAACUUAAUCUUUCGCAAGCUCAGAAACAGCCGCGAAGCCGAGCUCUACCAGUAACAAAAAUGGCGUCAUCCCGUCGCGCCGGGACUUCUGUCGCCGGCAGGGGCCUCACACUGCUUCCUGAGGCUCCCAUUCCCACCAGAGGAGAUGUGUGUUUGGGUGCCAGGGGAGUCCCCGUGAUAUCUCCGCGGCAGGGUAUUCGGAAUUGGUCCUGUGAAAGCAGUGUGAGGCUUAGAAGUGCCACGACUGUCCUGGGCAGGCGAGUGGGCGUUCCCAGCCACCAGGAGAGGCCCGGCCCGAGCAAAGUCGUGGCGACGCAGCGGGGUGGGAACCGGGGAAAGUGGACCUUUGGUCUUGUAACUGGACUGACUCAAGCUGUGUCUCUUGCAGAUCAGAGUGCUCCCAGUGCCAUGAACAGAGGCUAUUCCUUUGCAAAGCACUCCAGAGGGGAUGCUCAGAAAUCAGAGAAAUGCAAGCAUCCCCAAAGACAACAGAUCUGUGACCUUGCACUACAUUUGGUGACUCUCAGUCCAUUCUAGAAGACCUUCAAGGAUAUUUCCAAAUACUUCUCUAAGGAAGAGUGGGCAAAGCUGGGAUACUCACAGAAGACCACCUAUGUGUAUAUGAAGAAAAACUAUGACACCAUGACUCGUCUAGGUAACAGAAAGCCCUGGGUGAUACCCAAGAAGCCAGCAAAGAAAGGAAAUGAUUCGAAGGAAGUGCCAGGAACACGUGACUUGGAACGGGCUCAGAGACAGCUGUGCCCCACUGGAAAAGCAAGAACCUCUAGGAAGCAGAGUAAGAAAACAGGAUACAAGAAGAAGGGUAAAAAUUCCUGGACCUACCAGCUGCGGGAAAGAAAGAAUCAAAUAGCAUAUGAAGAGAUCAGCAACCCUGAAGAAGAAGAAGAAGAAGACGAAGACUGA
Molecule: messenger RNA, 933 nt
Organism: Propithecus coquereli (Coquerel's sifaka)
Lineage: Eukaryota; Metazoa; Chordata; Mammalia; Primates; Indriidae
Exons: 6
Biological process (GO): regulation of DNA-templated transcription
Cellular component (GO): nucleus
Source: RefSeq, a predicted model, not a curated record